AUGGCUAAAUACUCGCUGACCGAGCUGAGAAACUUGCAAGAAGACGAUGAGCUGGAUCUGUCCGCGUGCGGAAUCAACGAAUUCCCGAGUGCGACCACUCAAUUGUCUCGUUUGACAAAACUGGAUUUAAGCUCAAACGCGAUAACAUUUCUGCCGGAGAGCUUCUGCAAAAUGACCAGAAUCAUCAAGUGAGGGAACUUGACAGAUUGAGAAUUUGAAUAUCUUUGUUCAGGUUGGAUUUCGGAAACAAUCAACUGCACCAUCUUCCGGAUGGCAUCGGGUUCCUCGUCAACUUGCAGCACUUUAAUCUCUACAACAACAAACUCGAGGAUCUUCCCCUCUCUUUCGCUAACCUCAAAUCCCUGAAAUGGCUGGAUUUGAAGAAGAACCCACUGAACCAGAAAUUAGCAGCCAUAGCUGGAAACUGUUCGACGGAGGCCGAGUGCAAAACUGCCGCCAAGCAGGUCGUCGACGUUUAUAUGGGAGAGCGAAAGAAGACGAUCGACGCGCAGAAGGCGCAAGAAGCGAAGCUGCGAGCAAAGGUCCUGAAGGCACAGGAAGAGGAGAAGAUCCGAAAGUAUCAAGAGAAGAAGCAGAAGGAAACGGUCAAGAAAGAGGGUAGGAACAGAAACAGAACACGAAGAGCCAUUCUCAGUUACUCUGGUUAUAGUCAAUGGAUUACUAAAGACGCUCUCCGUAUAAUCUCACAGAUAAAUUGCGCAGAACCGGAAUAUUAAUGAGAAAGCGAAGAAACGGGGGCAGGUGGUUCCCUACCCCGCCUGCCUAUUCCUAUUUUGCACGGAGCAUCUGUCCUCGCGGUCCCUCCGUCAUUGUCCAUUCCUUUUGUGUUCAAAUCUGAUGUCUUCGGUCAUCUCCUCCUGCCUCCCUUCCUCGUCGGAGCUCCAUCGAGAGAGAGAGAUAGUGUGCAUUCAGAGGAGAAGCGAAGGGAACAGAGUCCGGCAGCCACUCUGUCCCCCGCUUCUGGCACUCGUCGUCGUCUCCUUCGACUCUUUUUCCUCACUUCCCUGUGCAUAGUAGUCGUUGCAUAGCGUUCUCGCCCAGUCUUCAUCAUGAUUCCCCCUCUCUUUCUCUGGGCUUCCCGGAUGACAGACGUGUUGCGAAGAGCCGGAAUUAUUGUUUGCUCUGAUGUUUUUCCGCGUUCUGACUCAGCGUUUUUACGCAUUCGUACAGUCAGAAGCUUCUAUUAUGAAACGAACAAUAAAGAAAGAAGAAGCAACUGAAGUAAAUAUUCAACGUUUUUAACUUCGCUUUGAAACAAGUAGUUUUCUAUGCUCAAACUCCCACGACGCACAUAUUUCUAGACGCCAUCUCGUAGUUUUCUCUCGUUCCUCAAGAAUCUUACAAUUUCCCAGAUCUUUGCUUGCCCAUCUAAUAAUUAUUAUUACAUGGAAUCCUCCCCUUUCUCCGUCUCUUUUUUUCCAACGGCUAAGGUCGAGCGCACUGGUUGCAGUCCGAUUGCACAACUGGCUGAUCGACGUACGAAUAAUUGAAAAGCAGGACAGAGAGAGAGCACCCAGUCCGAAGCGACGCAGACACGAAAAAAAGCGCCUGUCGGCCACACUCGAUGACCCCACAGGAGUAGCCGGCCGCCCACAUUUUUGCUGUCUCUGUUUGGUUUUCGAUACGUAACGUCGAGAGGAGCGAACGCGGCGGUGUUUUGUCCGAUUUGCAGUUCGGAACAGACGGGCGGGCAGUUCUUCUCGCUGAGUAACCGUUUUUGGCUAAUCUUGAUCGCCGAUUUACAAGGAAGUAGGAGUGUCCGCACUAUCCGAUCGCUCUCCGCCUACCUUUUCUUAUUAUCUGUUUUCUCUCUCUCUCUCUCUGCUAUUACUCUCUCUUUUUCUGCACUCUUUUAGAAUCGUUUUAAAUUAGAAUUUUUCGAAAGAAAAAGAUACAAAUUCAGCGCAUUUUCUAUCAAAAUUUUGCAAUUUUAUACCGACGUUCUCAUUUGGCCCAUUUUCUUUUGAUCUACGAGUUAUCACAGUAAUACGUGCGCAAAAGUAGGAGUAAAGAAGAGAUGACACACAUUUCCUUCCACUCGUCGCCAAUUUUUGAUUGACAGCAAUAGAUUGGAUACAAUUUUGGUUUUUAUUUUAUUCGGUCACCAUCAAAAAUCUGUUUCUUUUCUUCCGAAAAUCGAAAAAUUUGUUCGUGACCUUUGUUGCCCUCUUACUCCUGAUUCUCGCCACGUCUCACCUCGCUCUUCUCGGAUUCUUCGUCAUUGAGCUCACUCAUCCCAUUCUAGAUUCGUCGAGAUCAUCGCUGAAUCGCUUCGAAACGAAUAAACGAAAAGGAUGACCAGUGAGUAACUGAAACGGCUCUUCAGACUAUUCACACGAGAUCUGUCCUCUUCACCCAAUCGUAUCGUUUUCAGAGAAGGAAUCGAAACAACGCGAAACCGCCGCCAAGGGGCCUGCUCACCAGCAGCACACGCAGCCGAAGGCCCAGAAGAACGACAAGCAUUCGUCGCCGAAGAAGGCACAGGAUGACGGAAAUAACACGCCGAAGCCACGUGGACUUAUCAGGAAACGUACGUUCACUCAUCGAUCAUUAAAUUGUUUAUAAUUCGAGCAUAACAAUGGGAAACCUGAAUCUCGUGAAUUUGCAUUCUCACUCCGCCUCCUGUUCUUAUCAACGCUUUAGUUAUGAUGACGGAGCAUAAGAAACGGUGUUUACUACCCUCUUUCUUCCCCUUAGUCUGUCCAUAAUUCCUACUUUACCCAAAAUGUUCAGAAAAGGUCCCUUUUUUUAUUCGUAAUCACAUAAGACCUCAUCUUUUCAGUGUUCGGCUUUGCCUUCUCGUGCGUCUACUACAUCUCAAUCGCUCUGCUCGUCUCCUCCACUCUCGCAAUCGCCUUGGACUGUAAUGGAGUCGGCUCGAAGAUCCCGGGAACUGCUCCGCUUUGCAAGGAUUUCUCGCUGCUCACUAGCUUGAAGAAGCCGUCCGCCCAGUUUGGAACCAAUGUGAAGAACGCCUAUUCCGAGGUGUUCCGUGGAUAUCAGUACGUUUGCAGCUGAAGGCAGCCAGAAAACAAUAAUGUUCUUUUCAGUAAUCAAGUGAAACCGCAUGCGACUCAACUCCAGAAAAAGGUCAACACUCAAUGGAAGCAGUUCGCCAAGACCGACUUCGGAAGACAGGUCGAAAAGAUCGCCUACCAGGUGCACUCGUGGAUUGUCGAGAAGUUUGUCAAGCUUCAGAGAUUCGUCAAGCAGCAGGUGAGCUAAAUCAUACACUCUUCAGGCUAACUUUCCGGAUUUGAUUCAAUUCCAGAGCGACGCCAUCGCUGCCUGGUGGAAGAAGGACGGACAGAAACAGUACGGACAGUUACUCGAGGGAUUUUUGAUCGGACUGAAGAUGGUCUACAACAUCGUCCUCGACAUUGCUCAGAACAUCUUCGGAAUGCUCUCCUACCUGGCUUCUCGCAUCAAGACUUUCGUUCACGCUUGGACCGAGGGAGGAUUCAACGCCGCUUUAAACACCCUCAACAGCUAA
Caenorhabditis sp. 36 PRJEB53466 is the source of this 3514-nucleotide messenger RNA. The record is from the annotation of a GenBank genome assembly. NCBI's taxonomy places the organism in Eukaryota, Metazoa, Nematoda, Chromadorea, Rhabditida, Rhabditidae.